UAGUAAGCGUUUUGCAGCUUGCACCAUUCAAAAAAGGCACAAUGAUAGUUUUUAUAAAUGAAAAUUUACAAAUACGGGCAGAUAAUGUACCCAAUACAAGUUAAAAUAAAAAGUAAAACGACUGUACUAGUAAUACUUGCAUGCUAUUCUAGUGCUACUCAGCCUACUCUAGCCUUGGAUUCGUUUAAUCAUUUCAUCAGACGGUCUGCGUUCGAAUCCGGUGCCGUGACCAUCGCAGCAAAGGGAAACCUCGAGACCGGUUUUGCGGCUGGCGGUCCACGGCGGCACCGCUGCUCAUCUCCAGUUGCCAACGCAAUCUUUUAAGUUUUAACCCUAACUCCUUCGCAUUUUCCGCCGUCGCGUCCCUAGAAAACACACCCUGAACCCGCCCCUUCACCACAACCCUAACUUGCAUAAAUUCAAUCACGCAUCAAUUUUAGAGAGAGAAAAUAAGUUACUACUGUUUCGGUGGGGGUGUUUGAAUUGGGGGUUGUUAAGGAGGACAUAGGAGAUGAAAGAGGAGGUGAACCAGAUCCGAGCAGAGGAGGAAGAGGAGGAGUAGAAAGAAGAUUGCGAUGGUGAGUUUCAAGAGAAGGAGAAGAAAGAUGAAGACGAUGAGGUAGUGGAAGAAGAGAAAGGUGGGUGAGUCGUCGUCUAGCAUUUUCACUCGCUCUUCUCCAUAUCUCUCGAUGGUUCCUUAAUAUCUGUGACUUCGAGGUUCGACGCUUCAAUGGCGUCAUCGUCAAAUCUUCAUAUUCACAAUUGAAUUUGACGUUGAUGCAUACACUUUUCAUUGGUGAAUCAUUCUUCUCUCAAUUUCGAAAAGACCGACGUGGUAUUCCUCCAUUGGAUUGUUCCCCAUCAGGAAUCUGAACCGUUCAUUUGUGGGACCCAGACAAUUUUACACCAAAUUUAUCCGUACAGGUGGUGGGGGUAGGUAAACCCUAGAAAUUAGAAAUCGAAUCAUGAUUCAUGACGACUGCAACUAUGUAGCAAAACCCUAGGAUUUGAGAGACGGGGAGAGAAAUGACUGUGGUGAUGCAGAGGUAUGUGCUGAGGCUAUUUAUGUCCAUCAAAUACAUAACGGCGAACGUGAUGGACCGAAACAACGGGAGGAUAGUAGCAUCGGCGUCGACGGUGGAACACGCGCUCAAAGACGGUUUCGAGUGUGGCCGCGCCGGCAACGCGAAGGCGGCGGCCGCCGUCGGAGAGGUGUUGGCGAUGCGGCUGAAGGUGGAGGGCCUUCACCAGGGGUUGGGCCGUGGGAUUCACGCGGAUGUCAACAAAGAGAUUCAGAAAAUGGGCCUCAAAAAUAGUACUAAGGUUUGGGCUUUGGUUAAUGCACUCAAGAACAACGGGGUUAAGCUCGUGCUCACUGAUGGUUCUGAUUCUGGACCAAGCCCGUGACUAUCUGAGUCCAAUAUUGAUGUCAUGUUUGGGCUUUCACAGAUAAUUCAUGUAUUUGUUUAUCGGAACUCUUAUGUAUUUAUAUAUAUAUAUUAUAUAAUUCGUUGUAUGAUUGUGUCUUCGGGGUCGAAAGUCCUACCCACACAUUCUACUAAUUAAUAGGACUCACAAAAAUAUGAGAAAAUUGGUUCAAGUAUGAAGGCAAUUGUUCAUGUUAUUAUUAUAUGCUCCCCGAGUCAUUUCUAGAACUUGUAAUAUAUAAGUCUAGGCCCAUGGAAUAAUAGUAAACACGCGAACCUAGACCAUUCUACAUGUCUGAAAUUAAAAUAUAUUUUUACUUUGGAUUUUUUGUUGUAAGCCUGUAACACAUCCUUAUUGUAGUUUGCCGUAAAUUUUAU
Molecule: messenger RNA, 1805 nt
Organism: Cornus florida
Lineage: Eukaryota; Viridiplantae; Streptophyta; Magnoliopsida; Cornales; Cornaceae
Exons: 1
Coding region: 1027-1407 (126 amino acids)
Biological process (GO): translation
Cellular component (GO): ribosome
Molecular function (GO): structural constituent of ribosome; 5S rRNA binding
Source: RefSeq, a predicted model, not a curated record